AUGAUAGGGCAACAAUUCAGCUGCUACUACACAUGGUGCGACAAAAGUUUCAAUAGCAAAUAUAAUCUCAAACGACACAUUAAUGCGACUCAUAUCGGUAUUAAAAAAUUCAAUUGCGAUAUAUGCAAUAAAAAGUUAGUAAGCAAGCAAAACCUUACCGAACAUAUGUAUACGCAUACAGGGGAGAAGCCGUUUAGUUGCGAAGAGCCAGGGUGUGGAAAGAGCUAUCGACAAUCCUCACAAUUAAGCGUCCACAAAAAGGUUCAUAAAAGAAAUCAAAAGAAAGCAGGCUCAAGGAAAGUGAAAUCCAAAGAGAGUUCAGACGAUGAAGAGAGAGAGCAGGCUGUUCUAGAAGGUCUUGAGCUUCCUCCAAUUGAUUUUGAGAGUUAUUUGAGACAGCAAGAUAUUAAAUUGCCUAUUUAUCACUCACUGCUAAUAUAA
Blepharisma stoltei is the source of this 441-nucleotide messenger RNA. The record is from the annotation of a GenBank genome assembly. Lineage: Eukaryota; Ciliophora; Heterotrichea; Heterotrichida; Blepharismidae.